AUGAAAGAAAUACACUUGGUUGUGCUUGUACAUGGAAUUUGGGGCAAUCUGAGCCACAUGGACUAUUUGGCCGACCAAAUCCAAAGAAAGUGCAUUCCGGAAAAGAACUCCGAAACACUCAUAGUGCACAAAACUGGCUGCCACUCAGGAUAUUUGACCUGCGAUGGAAUUGACGUCAACGGCAAACGUAUUAGCGACGAAAUUGUGGCUACUGCCGACUCCUUCAGUACUGAGGGCUCAAAGGUGGUCAAAUUCUCUCUUAUCGGAUACUCACUUGGAGGCCUAGUAUGUCGGUAUGCCUUGGGUAUUUUGUACAAUGACGGAUUCUUUGAAAAAAUAGAACCGGUGCACUUUGUGACCUUUUGCACUCCUCAUGUGGGAGUACUCAACCCAGGCAAGUCAUUGUCAUCUCGCGUGUACAAUUUCAUCGCCCCGUAUGUGCUAGCAUCGACUGGCUCGCAAUUAUUUCUCACGGAUCGCAAGGUUGUCGGAGAGAAAGAGUACUUGCCUUUGUUGCAGUGGAUGGCUGACCCGGCGUCGAAAUUCUACAAGGCGCUACUGUUGUUCAGUAGCAGAACGUUGUACGCAAACGCAAUCAAUGAUCGCCGCACGAGCUGGUACACUGCUUUUGUUUCUGGUCUUGAUCCAUUUAAUUCGAUGGUAAACGAGACGCUUAGCGCAUAUUCUCUCCAGUACAUAAGCGGAUACGAGCCAACGAUUGUCGACUUCUCCAAGCCAAUUGAGUUCAACAAAGUGAGUCGCGAAGCACCCGCUAAAUUUUCGCCGGGCCGUUUGGCUUACAAAGGAUAUGUCUGGCUCAAAGUUGUCGCUUCGCUUGUGUUCAUUGCUCCCUUGUACUCUUUGUACGUGGUGUUCAAUAGCAUUCACCAGAGAGUCAAGAUGAGUAUCAGACUAAAGCAAUUUGCUCGAGAAAGUGCAGACAGUCUCAAGACAUUGUAUGAGGCUACUGCUAUUGACGACCUGGUGAGUUCCUCAUAUGCUGUCAUCGAGAGAGACAACGAUAGCGACAAGGAUGAAAUCGCAAAUUUUUCUGACAGAUUCCAGGACCAAACUGAGAUGUUUGUGGAUUCCAUCUACAACGCGCUCAAUAGUGCCAGCUACUAUGACUAUCACUAUAGUGUGGUGAAGUCAAGCAAAGCGGUAGAGGAAAAGAAACCGAUACUUGAGCCAAAGGCACCUGUCACCCUCAAGGGUAAACUCGCCGUUGCAAAUUUCAAAGUGAACUUGACCAAUCCUCAAGAGGAGAUUGUCAAGGAAUUUAACAAGUUGAGCUGGAAUAAGUAUCCAGUUAUUAUCAGAAACACGAAGGCCACUCACGCAGCGAUGAUUCACAGACAUGAUGACCCUACAUUUAAAGAAGGGAAACUUGUUGUAAAUCAUUUUGUGACUCACGUCUUCACAGUCUAA
Molecule: messenger RNA, 1428 nt
Organism: Australozyma saopauloensis
Lineage: Eukaryota; Fungi; Ascomycota; Pichiomycetes; Serinales; Metschnikowiaceae
Exons: 1
Coding region: 1-1428 (475 amino acids)
Cellular component (GO): lipid droplet
Molecular function (GO): phosphatidylcholine lysophospholipase A1 activity
Source: RefSeq, a predicted model, not a curated record